Molecule: messenger RNA, 1710 nt
Organism: Fonsecaea monophora
Lineage: Eukaryota; Fungi; Ascomycota; Eurotiomycetes; Chaetothyriales; Herpotrichiellaceae
Exons: 5
Coding region: 1-1710 (569 amino acids)
Source: RefSeq, a predicted model, not a curated record
AUGUCUUCUACGCUUUAUGGCCAACCCGCCACGUCCCAACAGAAUGUCGCGCCUUACAUAACUCAACUCCUCUUGAAAAGCAAUUCGAUCCCGCAACGAUUCAUCCGCAAUCACUUCGCCAUGAUCGGAAGCUCCACGUUCGACUAUAUCUGGGUCAAGUCAUGGGUCAUCAUAUUGCAUUCCAUUGCCCCGGUCUGUGUCGUCUAUUGCAUGUUGUUGAGGUGGUGUCUGCCGAAAUCCUGGCGACUUCCUAUCUUCUUCGAAUAUUGGGCCGUGGCAGAGACCGUCUUCUGUCUGGUUUUCUAUCUCUACAAGAGACGUCAACUCCAGCGUCCGGCCGUCAAUCCUCCUGCUCUAUCGAAAGAGGAGCGGCAGAAACUCUUCCACCUUUGUCAGGAGAGCACGCAGGAUGCCAUCCGAUACCUGUCAGGCUGGUUCCUCUAUACACCUCUAACCGCCCUCAAGCGCGAGAAUGUCAAAGAUUUCUUCCGAUGGGCCUUUUUCAACACCGACCUGACCGAUAGCGCCUACGAUGAUGAAGUGGAAGAAUAUGUGCAGAGCUUCGAACGUCGCGCGGGGCUCGAUUUCGAGCACGGGCGUGCUGAUGUCAAGUGUCUCCGGUUGACCUUGGAUAAAGUCGACGCUCUCCAUCGAAGUCUAGUCUGGUACUGGUCCUUACUGUGUAUCUCCGUUGUCGACGUCCUCACGCAUGCCUACCUGCGCUUCCACGACUUCCACCACUACCGUGCUUCGAUGAGGCAAUUGUUUUUCGACGUCUUCCCUCCACGGCCGCUGUCUCUCCUGACAACCCACCGUUCUCCUGCCAAGAAUCUGACCUACUGGUAUCGCCCCCAUACCUCUCGGACGGAGCUGCCGAUUCUUUUCCUCCACGGUAUCGGAGUCGGCCUGUACCCUUACAUGGAAUUCAUGAAGGAAUUGAAUCAAGGACGCCAGGCCGAGGAUGGCGUCAUUGGGAUCCUUGCCGUUGAGAUGCUACCCAUAUCGUCUCGAAUCACGUCGCCUUUGCCUCGGAAGCAAGAAAUGUGUCGACAGCUUCGGACCAUCUUACAGCACCAUGGGUUUGGGCGGUAUGGCUCGGUGAUCUCUACACAUCUUCUGAAGACGCCCGAACUGGCGAGGAUGAUCGCGUCAGUCGUCCUCGUCGAUCCGGUGUCCAUCCUCCUUCAUCAACCGGAUGUUGCCUAUAACUUUACUGUGCGCAAACCCAAGCUCGCUAACGAAUGGCUGCUGUGGUACUUUGGCUCCAAGGAUAUGGGAGUGGCGCACACGCUCUCCCGCACCUUCUUCUGGUCCGAGAACAUCCUGUGGAAGAACGACCUCUUGAGCCAUCACGCUACCGUCUUCCUCGUCGGCAAAGACUCAAUCGUCAACGCCCCCCUCGUUUACGAAUACCUGCAAUCACCCAGGGGAGGCGAGGUAAGUAGGACCGAGCGCGUCAGCGACAACGGCGAUGUCGUGCCGGAAGACUACGGUUCAGAAAGGUCCAUGGCAGAAAAGGACAUUUGCAGGGGUGAUGACAGGCUGAACGUGGUGUGGUGCCCGAACCUCGACCACGGCCAGAUAUUUGAUCUGCCGCCCUGGAGGAAACAGCUGGUGGACGAGACUCUCGCUCGCACGCGGGGUGGCUUCGUCGUGCAACCAAGGGGCGUUAGAUUUCUGGCCCCUAACACCACUACAAUCUACACUUGA